This is a messenger RNA of Suillus discolor, 336 nucleotides long. RefSeq lists its product as uncharacterized. NCBI's taxonomy places the organism in Eukaryota, Fungi, Basidiomycota, Agaricomycetes, Boletales, Suillaceae. The coding region runs from base 1 to 336 and encodes 111 amino acids. The record is from RefSeq and is a predicted model, not a curated record. The transcript is spliced from 2 exons.
AUGUCGGAUGUUCAACGUAACAGCAAAUUGGCGGGGCGCCUAACGCGAGCGGCCCGGACGGCGCGAAAAGCAGACACCGCUUUACUAUGCUCCACGUACUCACCACAGCAUGCACCAAGCGCCCAUCUCCUCGCGUGCUUCUUCGGGCUGUCAAUCAUACUUACGAGUUCAUCGAGAGCGCGCGGCGAUGUUUGUAGCGGGUCGAACUUGAAGACAUAUCCAUCGGAGGUUGAUAUUGCGGCAACGGCGGCCGAGGCAGAGGAUGAGGAAGGAAGGGACAAGUCAAGAGAAUAUGAACGCGGAAAACUCUGGCAGAUUUCAGAAUACGACAUCUAG